AUGGACGGCGUUCCGUUUGAAGAACUUCCUCACGAUGACUAUGGCCCGCGGUUGCUUGCUACCAUCUGGAGUCUUGGGGCCAUAGCUGGAGGUUUCAUGGGGCUUCGGCUUUACUGCAAGUUCACGCGACAACGAGGGCUAUGGUGGGAUGACUAUUAUAUGAUCGCGGCUUGGCUUGCCUAUCUGACGUUUGGGGUUUUCAUCACCAUCGACGUGUCGUACGACUUUGGCAAACAUAACUGGGAUAUCACGCCGGGCAACUGGUCCUGGCUUCUCCUCCACGCCAAUCUGUCCGGCUCCUUUUCAAUCAUCGCCGCUUGUUGGAGCAAAACAUCUUUUGCUUUGACCCUUCUGCGAAUCGCAACCGAGCGCUGGAUGAAAUGGCUCAUCUGGUUCAUCAUGAUUUCGGUCAACGUCGCCCUGGGACUCAACGUCCUCUUUACGUGGAUUUCGUGUUGGCCAGUCGAAAAGACAUGGCGAACAGCGUCCACGCCAGGGACAUGCUGGCCGAAAACCGUGACGAUGAACUACAAUGUCUUUACAGCAUCUUAUUCCGGCGCCAUGGACAUCGUACUCGCAAUCAUCCCGUGGAAGAUUAUCUGGGGCCUCACCAUGACAAAAAAAGAGAAGUUCGGUGUUUCGCUUGCCAUGAGCAUGGGCUUUUUCGCCGGAGCCGUCUCCUUUAUCAAGAUCAGGACCAUCACGGCUAUUGGAGCCUUCGACAUCAUCGACACAGUCGACUUGACAGUAUGGGGCGCUGCAGAGAGUGCAGUCACGAUCAUCGCAGCGUCAAUACCAAUCCUACGGGCUCUGUUCCGAGACUACAAGCCGCCUCCAGCCAGGUUCGUCAGCGACGAAGAGUCAAUGCUGCGCCGGCUGGGCGCAGGGUCGGUUCGGACAAUGACAAGGCCAAUACCAGCAGUCGGACGAUCUCGAUCAGACGUGGAGCUGAUCGAAAUCGAUAGGGGGAUCAACUCCCGAGGCCAUGCAGACAAGAACGACUUGGCGCUGCAGGCGUGGAGAGGGAGAGAUAUCAAAGUUGACCCGAGAAGAGGGGCCGAAAACGGAGCAACGCUAUCUUCACAUUUUGAUGUUUAUGGGAGAAGUGGUAACGGAGAGGUGCCAAAGCCUGCCCACGUGAGGAACUUCUCACGCGGAUUUUAG
Messenger RNA from Colletotrichum truncatum, 1164 nucleotides. RefSeq lists its product as uncharacterized. The record is from RefSeq and is a predicted model, not a curated record. NCBI's taxonomy places the organism in Eukaryota, Fungi, Ascomycota, Sordariomycetes, Glomerellales, Glomerellaceae.